Molecule: messenger RNA, 1470 nt
Organism: Pogona vitticeps (central bearded dragon)
Lineage: Eukaryota; Metazoa; Chordata; Lepidosauria; Squamata; Agamidae
Source: RefSeq, a predicted model, not a curated record
AUGGCCGAGAAGAGGAAGUGUUGCCAAUAUUGAACGGAAUACCUAAAAUUGGGAUUCAUUCCAUCUCCUUCCAACGCACAGUUUCUGUGUUGUACUCUUUGUGAGAAAUCAUUUUCAAAUGAAGCGAUGAAGCCUUCCCAACUGAAAGACCAUUUGGUGAAAAUUCAUUUGGAUAAAGCUGAGAAACUGGUAUCGUUUUUCCAAUCCUUAAAGGCCAAGAUUGAGGGUUGCAGCACUGUUGAGAAGUUAUUUGGAAAAUCGUCACUCAGCCCCAACAAGGGGCUCAUUUGUUCCUAUGAAGUAUCUUUGUUGAUAGCAAAAUGUGGCAAACCCCACACUAUUGGAGAAACACUGAUUUUACCAGCAGUAAAACAGAUUUUUGUCACCAUGUUGGGGCCCAGCGCAAGCACUGUCACACAAUCAGUUCCUUUGAGCAAUGACACUGUAUCAAAAAGAAUUGAUGAAAUGUCUUCUGAUGUGGAAGAAAGGCUUAUUGACACCUUGAAAAGUACAGAAUUCAUGAUGCAGAUUGAUGAGUCAACAAUUCAUGAAAAUGAAGCCUUGUUAUUGGCUUACAUCCGUUUCAUCAACGGAAAUGAAGAGACUGGGGAAGAACUGUUAUUUGCUCGAAAUUUAGCCACUGACACAAAAGGUUUUUUGAUAUUUAAAAAGGUUGAAUUUCUUAAGAAAAACAUCCCUUUGACAAACGUUGUGGCAUGUGCAACUGAUGGAGCUGCAUCCAUGGUUGGACAAUACCGCGGAUUUCAAGCUCAUCUAAAAUCGGUUGUACCGGGAGUUAUGACUGUCCAUAGCGUCAUUCAUAGACAGCACCUUGUCUCAAAAAAUUUGAGUGGCCGUUUGCACGAGUCCUUAUGUCACGUCAUUAAUGCUGUAAAUAAAAUGAAGUCAAGAGCCUUGAACAAUCGACUUUUUCACAAGCUUUGUUAAGAAAAUGACGAGGAGUUUGAAUGUCUCCUUUUGCACACUGAAGUAAGGUGGCUUUCAAAAGGAAAGUGUCUGUGGCGAUUCCAUGAACUUUUUGACACAGUUGUUGAAUUUCUUGAAUCCAUUGUUCCAAGUCUAAGCAGUUCUCUUAAACUUCGACAUCUGGAUGUAGCUUAUCUCGCUGAUGUUUUUGACAAGCUGAAUGAAGUGAACAUAAAGCUGCAAGGAGAUAAAAUCAAUUUUAUUAAGGCCAAAGAAGUAAUCUGCUCAUUUAUUUCCAAAUUGGACCUCCCUGCAAGCACUAUGAGUCACCAGGAGCUGUAUCAGUUCCCAAGCCUUGGUGCGGCUUCUAAACAAAGACACUUUCAAGGCAAGCUUCACGAUUAUCAAGUGACUCAGCAGGUGAUCACCCAUCCACAAGAGUCACAUAGCUCCUAUUUAACUGUCUCAAGAAUAACGGUCACAUUUUGGUCCAGCUCAGAACCAGUUUACCUGAGAGACUAUCUUCUCCUGAAUAGACCAUGA